AUGAUCAUCCCUCCCGGAAGCAAUUUUGUGUACAAGCACACGCUGGGUGAUCCAGCUAAUAUCAAUCAUGCCAUUGAGUAUUAUCUACAUGUUGGCCACGGCAUGGAUUUUGCCACUCCCGAUCAAAAGCUCCAGUUGUUCGCUCAGAUGACAGAUGAACCGGCUUUUGAUCAACUGAGAGCGAAGGAACAACUCGGUUAUGUGGUUUGGAGCGGUGUGAGGCCGGCAGCUGUCACGAUGGGCCUCAGCGUACUUAUCCAGAGUGAAAGAGAUCCGGAAUACCUUGAGACGCGAAUCAAUUCGUUCCUCCUCAAGGUCAAUACCGCUCUGGAGUCGAUGUCAAACAAGGAUUUCGAAGGCCACAAACGAAGUUUGAUCAACGCACGCCUGGAGAAGCUUUAA
Molecule: messenger RNA, 402 nt
Organism: Exophiala aquamarina CBS 119918
Lineage: Eukaryota; Fungi; Ascomycota; Eurotiomycetes; Chaetothyriales; Herpotrichiellaceae
Product: insulysin
Exons: 1
Coding region: 1-402 (133 amino acids)
Biological process (GO): peptide catabolic process
Cellular component (GO): cytosol; mitochondrion
Molecular function (GO): metal ion binding; metalloendopeptidase activity
Source: RefSeq, a predicted model, not a curated record